UGCCGCAGCAGGGCCGGUUACGUUCCAGCCAUAGGCCCAACGCUCCGAAAGUAGCAGUUUCCAGCACAUUCCAGAAUAGACAAGCACGCAAAGUGAAACAACGAAAAGCAAACACCACAUCCAAAGCAUCCACCCCCUGAGUUUGACAGCUUCCUAAUCGCAGUUCGUCCUCGCCCAAUUCGAGCAGCCAUGUCGCUGAUUCCCCGCGGCAACGCCUUCGACCCCUUCUCCCUCGACCUCUGGAACCCCUUCGACGGCUUCCCCUUCGGCUCCGGCAGCAGCGGCGGCGGCGGCAGCCUCUUCCCCUCGUUCCCGCGCAUCAGCUCCGAGACCGCGGCCUUCGCCGGCGCGCGGAUCGACUGGAAGGAGACGCCCGAGGCGCACGUGUUCAAGGCGGACGUGCCGGGGCUGAAGAAGGAGGAAGUGGAGGACGGCAACGUGCUCCAGAUCAGCGGCGAGCGCAACAAAGAGAAGGAGGAGAAGACCGACACGUGGCACAGGGUGGAGCGCAGCAGCGGCAAGUUCCUGCGCAGGUUCAGGCUCCCGGAGGACGCCAAGGUGGAGCAGAUCAAGGCGGCCAUGGAGAACGGCGUGCUCACCGUCACCGUGGCCAAGGAGGAGGCCAAGAAGCCCGAGGUCAAGUCCAUCCUGAUCUCCGGAUAGACCCCUUCUCCCUCGACUUCAACUCGCUCUUGUUAGUGCCUUUUGCUCAAAGCCUGUAAUAAGUGUGGAUUUGGGUUGGGUCCGUGUUGAGUGUCGAGUGUGCUCUUGUCACUGCUGUCUGUGUUCAACGUCCGUACUGCUGCUCAUGUAAUGCAAGCAUCGAGUCGGUACUGCUGUGAUCGAGUCGGUACUGCUGUGAUCAACUUGUGUACCUGUUUCAAUGAGCGACUCGUAGUUCUCUCCUAGCUGCUUUUGGCAUUUCGAUUCUA
This is a messenger RNA of Triticum aestivum (bread wheat), 932 nucleotides long. RefSeq names its product 17.9 kDa class I heat shock protein. Bases 190 to 663 code for a protein of 157 amino acids. The record is from RefSeq and is a predicted model, not a curated record. The transcript has a single exon. Lineage: Eukaryota; Viridiplantae; Streptophyta; Magnoliopsida; Poales; Poaceae.